Engraulis encrasicolus (European anchovy) is the source of this 3033-nucleotide messenger RNA. RefSeq names its product eukaryotic translation initiation factor 4E family member 2 (gene eif4e2). Bases 280 to 990 code for a protein of 236 amino acids. The transcript is spliced from 8 exons. Gene Ontology annotation, cellular component: eukaryotic translation initiation factor 4F complex; cytoplasm. Gene Ontology annotation, molecular function: translation initiation factor activity; RNA 7-methylguanosine cap binding. Gene Ontology annotation, biological process: translational initiation. The record is from RefSeq and is a predicted model, not a curated record. Lineage: Eukaryota; Metazoa; Chordata; Actinopteri; Clupeiformes; Engraulidae.
ACAUAGGCUACAGUGACACUAAUCCACAUUGGAGAUGUUAAACUGAUGGCCGUGAAAUAUUGAGAUAUUUUGUUAUGUUUUUAAAUUAACAUUCGCCCACAAAGGCCCUUAAAAACAUCACAUUCAGGAAUGUCAUGGAAGUCAACGGAGCACGUAGUCCUCCGAAUAGCAGUGACCAGGAAAUAAAUAAAUAAAAUAAUCCGUGGCUGCUGGGCUGACGGCCGUGCAUUCGCGGGGCUGUUGUCGGACUGCCGAAGACAGACGCCCACCUCGAAAAUAAUGAACAACAAAUUUGACGCUCUCAAAGAUGAUGACAGUGGCGACCAUGACCAAGACAAUGUCUCACCGAAAGACUGUGAAAAGGAAAAAAGCGAAGACGAGGAGAAGGAUCCAAACACUGCCAAGAGAAAGAUGGUGGUUCCGGGGGCCGGUGAACACCCUCUCCAGUACAACUACACCUUCUGGUAUUCUCGUCGCACGCCUGGCCGACCCGCCAGCACGCAGAGCUACGAACAGAACAUCAAACAGAUCGGCAGCUUCGCCUCGGUGGAGCAGUUCUGGCGAUUUUACAGUCACAUGAUCCGGCCGGGCGAUCUGACUGGCCACAGUGAUUUCCAUCUCUUCAAGGAGGGCAUCAAGCCCAUGUGGGAGGACGAUGCCAAUAAGAUGGGUGGGAAGUGGAUCAUCCGGCUGCGUAAGGGGCUGGCGUCGCGCUGCUGGGAGAACCUGAUCCUGGCCAUGCUGGGCGAGCAGUUCAUGGUGGGAGAGGAGAUCUGUGGGGCCGUGGUCUCCGUGCGCUUCCAGGAGGACAUCAUCUCUAUAUGGAACAAGACGGCGCAGGACCAGGGCACCACCGCGCGCAUCAGAGACACCCUGCGCAGAGUCCUCAACCUGCCCCCCAACACCAUCAUGGAGUACAAGACACACACUGACAGCAUCAAGGCCUGGGAGGAUUUCCAUGGGCUGGUCAAUGCUGGUGGAGGACGCUAGAUAUUUCUGCAGUGAGUCUAUGCCAAGGAUUUCUUCUUUUGUUUUGGUUGAAGAACAGUGCUCCCGUGGAUGAGACCUGGCUUCCUGAAGAAAAGAGAGGUUCCUGUUUUUGAACCAACCGUACAAGCAAAACUGAGAUGAUCAGUAAUCCUGCAUAUAUGAAAUAAAGGAACCAGGACGUUGGCAGGGGCAAGAACGUGCGGGAUGGGAACAAAAAAAACAAAAAAACGCAAGGAUGGCAGAGGGCAAAGUCUCACAGGGUGCUCUUGAUGCAUGCAGUCCCUUAUUUUGCCACUAGGGGGAGCACUCAUAAUGACAAACUUGCCACAAUUGCUGUGAUCUGUGAUCUCUGAGAGAGUCUACAGAGCAUUGAACCAACCCACCAACCAACCAAGCGACCAACUAACAAAACAUAAGAGAUGUACAGGAGUCAAAAUACCAAGAUUUGAAAGUCCUCUGUUGUUGAAUUCAGAUUUUUCUUUUCACUGAGCAGCUUUAGCUGUGCGUGUUUGAUGUUAAGAAGAAGAAGAAAAUCAAAACAGGGUUGCAGGUCAAAGUUUUACAAAAGUGCAGUAUUUUAACUGUAGUGUUUUAAGUUUGUUGAUCUAGAGCUGUUGUAAAAAAAAGUUAUAUUUCUAAAAGCAUUAUUUUGGAAGAUGUACAUUUUUGGGGAAUCGUUGUGGAUUCCUUUCCCUUUGACCAGACAAUUUUGGAAUCCAAAGGUUGUGCAUUGUUUAAAAAGGGUGAGACCCAUGUUGAGUGGUGUGUGUAUAACUGCUUUCAGACUCGUGCCUGAACUCUGGUAAUUGCUCUGCAGAGCUCUUUUCUCCAGGAGGAUCUGCAUUUGUGAAAGGGAAUGUCAGAUCUGGGUGAAUUUAUUUUAUUACAUGAAUUUAUUUUAUUAAACUUGUUUUGUGACAAGUGUCAUAGCAUGAGAGACAUAAUUGGUUUCUGUCCAUUUUGGAUGCACUUGUCCUCACAAAACUGCGUUUGCACCCUAUGUCUAAAUUGCCGUUAUUGAAUAACACUCCAAUCUAAAUUUCCAAUUUUGUAGCUGCGUUCAAAAUCAAUCCAGUUGCUGGACAAAUUGUCCUGUUCACCUGUUUUCAGUGGAGCCACAUGGCCAGAUAUUUUUCUUGGGCAGACGGAUCAUACAGGAUGGAAAGCAAUCUCUAGAUUUGGUUGCAUCCUCUGGUUUGUAGUGACUGGUUGGUAGGUGUAUAGGCAUCUCCGCUAGCAAGUGUGAUCAGCACCUAAGGGUUUACCAAAAUGUACUUUCACUCAUGCAGUGCCUGGAAAAGGGGUAGAGCGGGCAAAAAUGUCAGUGUUUCCAGGCUGUGUGUGUGAGUAGCUGAUACAGUGUGUGUUGAUGAUAGCCUCUGUAGGAUGGAUCGCCAUGCUGCCUGUAGCACUGUGCCUGGCCUCGAAGCCUACCGUCCCUCUCAUCUCUCUCCUCACCCUCAGAGAUUUUGUGUGAUUUGUUUCAUUUUUCUUUCAAAAACAAAACAAAGAAGAAGGAAAAAAAACAGACAAAAUCUCUCUCUUCCUCAAUGUUGAGGAUUAAUUACAUUGAUUGACAGGUAUUGACGGACAGUUGGAUGAAAGAAAGAGAAUGUCAGUGAUACGUUUUUUUUCCUGUUGUUGUCGGAUGUAAGGAAGAUGCUGAUUGGUCAAGUGCAAAGGGACUUGUGUUCCUUCUGAGUGGUGAUUGGCUGCUGCUCCUGCCAUUAUCAUUCAGUUGAGAGGCCUCUGCACUGUACUGGGAUCAGCUUUGAGCCUUUGUCUUAAUCAGAGAAAGCUUGUUGACACAAACACGCUGGAUAUGGGCGGAAAGGAUGACAAAGGGCCUCUGCCCGGGGCCUGAGCGCCUUAUAUGUGUCUUUUACCCAUUUACAUACAUACACACAUACAUACUGCCUGGACUUCAGAAGAUGGUGCUGGAAAAUGGUGGUGAUGUUUAAGAAAACAGUCAAAAAGAAAAAAAAUACAAAAGGGUAUUGUUUGAUUAUAGCAAUAAAUGCUGAUUAUGCAUCUGCUGCUAAC